GUCAUUGUCCACACAGCACUGAGAGCGGAGCGGCUCCUCCAUGCUGCUCUUAUCUUUCUGUGUCCGAAACCUGUUCCGUUUUUCUUCUUAAACGCACAAAUCUGCAGGGCAGUACAACAGCAGAGGACUACUGAAUUAUGAAGCAGUGUUCCAGUGGACCCUCCCUCUCGAGCUCUAGUUACCACACUCAAUGCUGCUCCCAGGCUCAUCGGUUUUGCUGUUGGUAGCUCUUUGGCUGGGUCUAUCAGAAAGAAGAAAAGGAGAGUUCACAAUUCAUAUCAGCUGUUGUCUGGGCACAUAUGGUGCAUUGCUGCCAUUCCCAAGCCUGCAUCCCCAAGGCUCAGCCUCUUGCUAGCCUGCAGUGCACAUAGGAUCUGGCCUCAAAUUGGAUAUUAAUACAUUUAGUGAGUUUUUUUUUUUUGUGUUUGGUUGUUUGAUUUUGAGGAAGGCGUGGCAUCAGGCAUUAAAGAACUUGUUUAGUUUUUCACCCCACUGCCUCUGAGGUGGUGGUAGAACGACGUACGCCAUGGAGCCCAAUAUGGAGUACUGUUUGGCACAAGUGCUACAGAAGGAUGUGGGCCGGAGGCUGCAGGUGGGUCAGGAGCUCAUCGACUACAUCAGUGACAGGGACAAGUCCCAUGAUCUGGAGCAGGACCAGACCGCGCUAGAUAAAAUGGUGGAUGGCCUUGCCACCUCCUGGGUCAACUCCAGCAACUUCAAGUUGGCUCUGCUGGGAAUGGACAUUUUGUCUGCUUUAGUGACGAGAUUGCAAGACCGUUUUCGGACCCAAGUUGGAACAGUUUUACCUAGCUUGAUUGAUCGGUUAGGUGAUGCCAAAGAUCAAGUCAGAGACCAGGACCAGACACUGCUGCUGAAGAUCAUGGACCAGGCUGCUAAUCCCCAGCAUGUUUGGGACAGAAUGCUGGGAGGAUUUAAACACAAAAACAACAGGACCAGGGAAGGAGUCUGUCUUUGUCUCAUUGCAACACUAAACACAUAUGGUGCCCAGGGCCUAACCCUUAGCAAAAUUGUACCACAUAUAUGUAAUCUGCUAGGAGACCCCACAAGUCAGGUGAGGGACAGUGCCAUGAAUUGCCUUGUGGAGAUAUAUAGACAUGUUGGAGAGAGGGUGAGGGUGGACCUCAGCAAAAAAGGAUUGCCACAAUCACGAUUGAAUGUAAUUUUCAGCAGAUUUGAUGAAGUCCAAAGAUCUGGGAACAUGAUCCUCUCUUCUGGCUCAGAUAAGAAUUUUGAUGAUGAGGACUCUGUGGACGGGGGCAGAUCUUCCUCCUCCUCCUCCUCUAAAGGCUUCUCCAGCAGCAGAAGAGGAGGCAGCAUGGGCUCCAUGAGACGCCCCAGCUCAGCCUCCGGGCCCAGGGCUGCAGGGAAGGAGGGAGCCAGUGCAGGAGCUGUUGAUGAGGAAGACUUUAUCAAGGCUUUUGAAGAUGUUCCUGCUGUGCAGAUCUAUUCCAGUAGGGAAUUGGAGGACUCUGUGACUAAGAUUCGUGAGGUGCUGUCAGAUGACAAACAUGACUGGGAGCACAGAGUUGCUGCUCUGAAGAAAGUGCGGUCACUGCUCCUGGCUGGAGCAACGGAACAUGAAGGUUUUCUUCAACAGCUCAGACUUUUGGAAGGUGCCUUCAAGCUCUCUGCAAAAGACUUGCGAUCACAAGUCGUCCGGGAGGCAUGCAUCACCCUUGGGCAUCUUUCCUCAGUGUUGGGGAACAAAUUUGACCACGGAGCAGAGACUAUAAUGCCCACACUGCUUAAUCUUGUGCCCAACAGCGCCAAAGUCAUGGCCACAUCAGGCGUGGCCGCCAUCCGCCUCAUCUUACGACAUACGCACUAUCCUCGUCUCAUCCCUAUAAUCACCAGUAACUGUACAUCCAAAUCAGUGGCUGUUCGAAGACGGUGUUAUGAAUUUUUAGACCUGUUAUUGCAGGAAUGGCAGACAAAUACAUUAGAGAGGCAUGUUGCAGUUCUCACAGAGACCAUCAAAAAAGGGAUUCAUGAUGCUGAUUCGGAGGCCAGAUCUGUAGCAAGAAAGUGUUACUGGGGAUUCCAUGGGCACUACAGCCGAGAGGCGGAGCACCUGUUUCAGGCUCUCGAGUUGACCUAUCAGAAAGCCCUCCAGUCUCACUUGAAGAGUUCUGACAGCAUAGUGUCGCUGCCUCAGUCAGACCGUUCCUCUUCCAGCUCACAGGAGAGCCUCAAUCGGCCGCUGUCUGUGAAGAGCGUUAUAGGAGGCAGCAUGACCAGAAGUAAGGUUGUGAGCUCCAGAGUUCCCUCCACGCCCGGGUCCCUCCAGCGUUCUCGCAGCGACAUCGAUGUGAAUGCUGCUGCCAGUGCCAAGUCCCGCAUGUCCACCACACCUUCACCUUCCCCUUUCAGCUCUGCCGCAGCCCUGCCUCCAGGAUCCUAUGCCUCCCUGGGUCGUGUGCGCACAAGACGGCAGAGCUCUGGCAGUGCUGUUGGUUCUAACACUACAGUAACGGACAGCCGAGGCCGAAGCAGAGCUAAAGUGGUGUCUCAGUCUCAGCGAUCCAGAUCAGCUAACCCCACUGGUGCUGGUAGCCGUUCCAGCUCCCCUGGAAAGCUCCUGGGACACACAUAUGGCAGAAUCCCACGGGCUACUGCCAUGGCUACACCAACUGACAAGCGCACAAGGGUCCCAAGAAGCCAGGGCUGCAGCCGAGAGACCAGCCCUAGUAGGCUGGGCUUAGCCAGGCUGUGUGGUAAAGCUCUUCUUCCUGCUGCUUCUCCUUACCGCACGCUAGCCCGGAGCAGCCGCAUCCCCCGCCCCAGCAUGAGUCAGGGGUGCAGCCGUGACACCAGUCGCGAGAGCAGCCGUGAUACCAGCCCCGCUCGGGGCUUCACUCCUCUGGAUCGGUUUGGGCUAAUCCACCAGGCCCGUAUUUCUGCCUCUGUCAAUGCCAUGAGAGUUCUGAACACAGGGACAGAGGUUGAAGCUGCUGUAGCUGAUGCACUGCUGUUAGGAGACUCCAGGAAUAAGCGCAAGCCUAUGAGGCGGCGGUAUGAGUCUCCAGGGAUGUAUUCAGAUGAUGAUGCCAACAGUGAUGCAUCCAGUGCUUGUUCUGAGCGCUCGUAUGGCUCACGGAAUGGUGGUAUCCCGCACUACCUACGACAGACGGAGGAUGUUGCAGAGGUGUUGAACCACUGUGCCAGCUCCAAUUGGUCUGAGAGGAAGGAGGGUCUUCUGGGCCUGCAGAACUUGCUCAAAAGCCAACGUGUUCUUAGCCGAGUGGAGCUGAAAAGAUUAUGUGAGAUCUUCACCAGGAUGUUUGCAGAUCCUCACAGCAAGAGAGUGUUCAGCAUGUUCCUGGAGACUCUAGUAGACUUCAUCACUGUUCACAGAGAGGAUCUGCAGGACUGGCUUUUUGUCCUUCUCACCCAGCUACUUAAGAAGAUGGGAGCUGAUCUCUUGGGCUCAGUUCAGGCUAAAGUGCAGAAAGCUCUGGAUGUCACUCGUGAGUCUUUCCCAUUUGACCAGCAAUUUAACAUCCUUAUGAGGUUCAUUGUUGAUCAAACUCAAACUCCCAAUUUGAAGGUGAAAGUGGCUAUCCUGAAGUAUAUUGAGUCUUUGGCAAGGCAGAUGGACCCUGCAGACUUUGUGAAUUCUAGCGAGACAAGAUUAGCUGUGUCCCGUAUCAUCACCUGGACCACAGAACCCAAAAGCUCUGAUGUCAGAAAGACCCUUCAUAACUGGGCGAGUGAGGACUUUUCAGGCAGGCCCAGCACUACAGCCCUGCUGCCUGGAGAGAGUAACCUGGAGGAAAGGUGCAAGCAGGCUGCCCAGGUGGUGCUGAUCUCUCUCUUUGAGCUGAACACGCCUGAGUUCACCAUGCUCCUGGGAGCUCUGCCCAAGACAUUUCAGGAUGGAGCCACCAAGCUCCUUCACAGCCACCUGAAGAACUCCAGCAACACCAGUGGAGUGAGUUCCCCAAGCAGCACAAUGGGGCGUACACAACCCAGGCACCCAUCCAGCAGGACCAGCCCCCUCACUUCCCCCACAAACUGCUCCCACAGUGGUCUUUCACCCAGUCGAUUGUGGGGUUGGAGUGUCGAUGGGUUCUCAAAGCACCCAGCUCCCCCUCCUCCUCCGUCUCACCCCUCAGUCCCUGCCGCCCCCUCCCUCAGGGCCCUCCGCUGCGCACUGUCACCCAGUAUGUUGGAGUUUGACACAGAGAAUAUGAACUCUGAUGAGAUCUAUAGUUCACUACGUGGUGUAACAGAAGCCAUCCAGAGCUUUAGCUACCGCAGCCAAGAAGAUCUCAAUGAACCAAUCAGACGUGAAUGCAAGAAGGAUGAUGCGGUUGGCAGGGAAGCAGCAUCUCCAGGCUCUGAUUCUCGGUUAGGUUUGGAUAUAGUCGAAGGAGGCCGCACUGCCUUGGAUAAUAAGACGUCCCUGCUCAACACGCCCUCUCCUCGUGCUUUUGCUGGGCCAAGGACACGCGAGUUUGCACCGUAUGGCUACGGAGACACCAUCGGAGGUUACGAUAAAAGUGCUCUGAAAGAGGCUGUGUUUGAUGAUGAUGUGGACCAGUUCCGUGAUUGCCGUCGGCAGGAGUGUGGUGAAAACAAGAUGGUGCUCCACAAGGGCUUUGCUCCUGAUCUGGUGGCAGACCUGUUGAAAGAGCUGUCCAACCACAACGAGCGAGUGGAAGAGAGAAAAGGGGCUCUAGUGGAGCUACUGAAGAUCACACGGGAGGACAGCAUGGCUGUGUGGGAUGAACACUUCAAAACCAUCCUGUUGCUGUUGCUAGAGACACUUGGAGACAAAGAUCACACCAUCCGGGCUCUGGCUCUGCGUGUCCUAAAGGAGAUCCUAAGGAGUCAGCCGGCCCGCUUUAAGAACUAUGCAGAACUCACAAUCAUGAAGACACUAGAAGCUCACAAAGACUCUCACAAGGAGGUUGUAAGGGCUGCUGAAGAGUCUGCCUCCACCCUAGCUGGUUCCAUCCAUCCAGAACAGUGCAUCAAGGUUCUGUGUCCGAUUGUACAGACCGCAGACUACCCCAUCAACUUGGCGGCUAUCAAAAUGCAAACUAAAGUCAUCGAACGCAUAGCCAAGGAAUCCCUCCAUCAACUGCUGCCAGACAUAAUUCCUGGACUCUUACAAGGCUACGACAACACCGAGAGCAGUGUUCGCAAGGCCAGUGUGUUCUGCCUGGUGGCCAUCUACUCUGUGAUCGGUGAGGAGCUCAAGCCCCACCUGGCACAGCUGACGGGCAGUAAGAUGAAGCUGCUGAACCUGUACAUCAAAAGAGCCCAGACCACCAACAGCAACAGCAGCAGCUCCUCUGAUGUGUCGUCCCACAGCUAACCCGAUUUUAGAGGACAUGCUCAUCAGUGCCCUGCAGUCACCAGUGGGAACUUAGUUGUGCCUCCUUCAGACCUCUUUGUUCCUCUUUAUUCUCUUGUUGUCUUCCUGGAUAUUUCCAGGGAAGACAUUUUGCCCAAUUUGAUUUUUGUUUCCUUUAUUUCUUUUCUGAAUGUAAAGAAAGUGUGAACUGAGAAAGAGAAAUGUUUUUCUUUUCCAGUGUGUUAUUAGGGAUCAGAUCCUCCUUGACUGGCAUCACCUUUUAGGUUAUUGUUUUUUUUUUGUUGUUGUUUUUGAAGCAUUGACUUUCUUCAUCUCUGAAGAAAUGAUUUAAGACUUGAUAUUUAAAGUUAAUAAUGUGGUCUUUUUUCAAAUCUAUAGUGUUUGCAAUACUUACAUUGUUGUUUGUUGCUUAAUGGAGUUUUACAAGAGCAUUUGGGGCGUUUUAAAUAGGGAACAGUUGUGUAGGUUGAGUACGUCACUUGAAUCUCAGUUAGUGGUAGAGGAUCAUUUGGCUGGCCGAGUGAUUUAAAUGUGAUCAUAAACAAGGAUAUAGAGUUGUUUUAAGGUUAAGGCAAAAUGACAACCAAAAAAUGUAAGACUAAAUGUAGAAAUUUAUUUGUAUCAAAAUGACAUGCCACCAGAUCUGCACACCUUACAACACAGAAAAUAUUGUGGAGAAACUUUUAUCUUUGAAUUUUAUGCUUUAUGUUCAUCAUUGAAGGCUGUGGAGUCUAAAGGCUGUUUAAAGUCUGUGGAUUUGAAUUAUUUUGAGUUGCUUUUCUUUAUAAAGAUAUGAAAUAGCUUUUUAGUUUUUAUGGUAAAUUAUGCCCAGAUGUAGUGGUACAAAACCACACGUGAGAACAAGGACAAGCUACUGGAUGAAGUAUGUUCCUAAUAGAGCCAUCCCAGGAUUUUGCAUAUCCAUUCACAAAAUUCAGCACAAAUUUUCUGCAGUCAGUGGCUCACGAUAUGUCAUAGCAGUUGAAUACUAGCCACUAUUACCGCGGCUAAUGUCCAGUCAAGUAGUGAAUGUGUUCGUGUGGAAAAAUAGCAAAUUUCAUCAGUAAAAUGAUGCUGUUUUUAAUUUCCUCGAAAAUCACAAGAGCCAUGUUAAACUAUUUAAUCACACUGAAAACUUCAUAUGACAUCCUUUAUGUCUAGAAGUGAAGCAAAUGCAAUCAAAGGACUGAUGUUCUGACCUGCUGAGAUCUGUUACAUUGGUACAUUCACAUUUUGCUAACAGCAGAUAUCCAAAAUACUAGUUUUAGUGUAUAUAUUCAACUUGAAUCAAUUUCUACAAAAUAAUAAUGAAAGCCACAGUGUAAAGAGCAUCACAGAAUCCUGGGUGGAACUAUAUUACAUGAACAGAGAUAUUAAAAGAAGCCCUCUUUGUUUUGAAAAAAUAAAAAGACAAUCUGAAAUCUAGAUCAGUGAAAAAGAUGUAAAGUUGUAGUGAUGGAAAAAAGAAUUUACGGGGUGUUACAAAAAUCAAAUUCAUUUCAGGCACAAAAGUUCACAGGUGCUUCACUUUGCAUUGGAAGAAAUGAGCGAAACUUGACAAGCAGGGAAGCAAACCUGAAACUCUGAAACUUCUGCUCUCAGUCUGUAUGUCCCUGAAUCACAGUGCCACUGAAUCCUAAACCAAGUCCAGAACUCUAAAAUCUGUAAUGAUCCUGCUGCUUACAAUAAAGCUUUGCGUAAAUACAUAGACUCUGUUGAACAUCCUACAAUUGACAGUGGUUUUGAGGGACACGUGGAUAGUGACAGAAAUGUCGAACACUACCAUGCCUUAUAUUCUCUUUUCUCAUAGUAUGUUUUGACCACUACGAUGGUUGCUAACGAGCGUGCACUCUGACUGAAAUGUGAAAAUGCGCUGUAGACGCAGUGCAUGUGUCCAUGGCGCCACGAAGUCCCUUGAAAUUGGCUCUCAAAGAAAUGAACUUUAAAUACCGUGUUACAUUGUCGACUGUCUAAACUUUUCACCUUUCCUUCUGCAGCUUUUGCUGUCAGAUGCUUUUUUUUGUACAUAAAUUUCCACCGUUGCUUUGCAGUUGUCACAAAGAAGAGCAAAAAUAUUUGGGUUUUGCACUCUUUUGCACGUUAGCAAGUAGCCUGCAUGUUUUGGAACUUGACCAUCUUGCGGUGCAGUGACUGGCCUUGUUGCUGUUUCAGAGAACUUGCCUCCUGAGAAGCGUGGUCAGUCUGUAAAUACAGUAUUAUUCUUUUCCCCACGAGAGGAGGCAGCUGAGCACAGAAAUUUUAACAGGGCUUAACCAGUCGACCAAAACUUCAUCCAUCUGUUUCUCCAUAAACAAAACCGUUGUACAAUUUGAGGGCAGGUGCUGAAGGCAUCCUAGUUUCCAUGUAGUACUACAUUUUGGGGCAUGUGGCUUUUACAAAGGUACACUACGUGUGCGUGCCUUGGUAGUAUGCAGCUUUUCUUUGUCAAGUGGCCAUGAACUGAUUCCAACCAUGGACCAUGCAAGACUCUUUAAUAUUGUUUGAACUGGGGCCAAUAGUAAAAGGAGCCAACUAUGAGGUUUAACACUGCAAGUAUUAGCUUUAAGUCCUUCUUGAUAAUCUGUGGAAAUGUGGGGGCCACAAAAAAGUAUUCCAGUUGUUCUCUGUGUGUUAUAACUUUGUUUUGUCAUUUACCGCUCAUAUCUGUAUUUAUACAUUUAUUUUCUUUUAUCACGACAGCUGUACAGUUGUUUGUUUUUUUUGUUUUUUUUUUCCUCCUUUCUUUUUAAGGGCCACCUGUGAUAGAUUUGCAACCUAAGUCUGUUUGCCCUAGAAAUAAACCAACCUGAAAGUUUA
This is a messenger RNA of Colossoma macropomum (tambaqui), 8161 nucleotides long. RefSeq names its product cytoplasmic linker associated protein 1a (gene clasp1a). The coding region runs from base 527 to 5344 and encodes 1605 amino acids. The transcript has 43 exons. Lineage: Eukaryota; Metazoa; Chordata; Actinopteri; Characiformes; Serrasalmidae. The record is from RefSeq and is a predicted model, not a curated record. Gene Ontology annotation, cellular component: mitotic spindle; cytoplasmic microtubule; microtubule organizing center. Gene Ontology annotation, biological process: mitotic spindle assembly. Gene Ontology annotation, molecular function: microtubule binding; kinetochore binding.